Molecule: messenger RNA, 2616 nt
Organism: Neoarthrinium moseri
Lineage: Eukaryota; Fungi; Ascomycota; Sordariomycetes; Amphisphaeriales; Apiosporaceae
Exons: 1
Coding region: 1-2616 (871 amino acids)
Source: RefSeq, a predicted model, not a curated record
AUGGAUCGCUUCCCGAGCCCGACAGCGACCGGCCCACAAACAACACCGUCCACCCCGUCCGAUGUUGCAGUCGCCCGGGCUUCGCAGCCGCCUGAAGGGAGUACUUUAAAGCCAGAACAGGAGCCGGAUUCUCAACAAGACUCGGCCUGUGCGAUUUGCAUCCGAAUCUCCCACACCGUCAAGGCAGUCAUUCCAGAUACGAAGCUGUGGUCACUCGAGACGCUCUCUGGGCUUUUUCACGAGAAAUGCCAAGAAUGCGACGACGCCCGCAGCUCUGAGGAUGAGUUACUGUGUGUAGAGUGCAGACACCUCCGCCUGAGACAUUUGUCUCUGCAUGUUUCCUCUGACGAUUGGCAUGGCCCAAUCAGCCUACACGCCGCGCAGGCUGCCCGCCGGCAGCUUUGUCCUCUCUGCCAAAGUCUAGACGCAGCCAGACGCUUCGAGCUAGAGCAGCAGCGGCGAGGACAGUCAAAUCGCGUGUCGCACGGCGACUGUGAUGGCUUUCUCCUCGCCGCCCUUCCCACUUGUGCCGACGGCCUCAUCCAGCUAUCUUUUCAGAGCUACUUCAAGAACGGGCACGGCCUUGUCGACUUGGAAAUCGAUCUUAUCCUCAACGUUCAUGAUGUUGGGUCCGCUUCCUCCCUGGCCGGAAUCGAGGAGCCGGCGCAAGGGUGUGGUGGCCGGACACUAUCAAGUUGCCCCUCAGCUUUACACCCGUCCUUGAUUUCAUGCUGGGAUCUCAUCCAGGCAUGGCUUGUCGACUGCUCCUCCAUGCAUCAGUGCCAGCCUAACCUGGGCAUUCCGCUUCCGGUCCAUCUCCGCUUGUAUGAUGUCGAACAACAACGCGUCGUGUGCGCUGCAACUCUGGGUAGCCACGUGCCCGAGUACGUAUGUUUGAGCUACGUAUGGGGUAAGGAUGAACGCCAUUCCUGGAAUAGCCUCAAGAGAGCAAACAUGGGGCAGUUCAUGGAUGACCUAUCUCCCGAGAUGCUGCCGGCCACGUUGCAGGAUGCUGUCACCGCGUGUCGGCAUCUCAAUGAGAGAUACCUGUGGGUAGACUGGCUAUGCAUUGUGCAGGACGAUGCCGACGACCAAGCCUCCCAGAUCCAUGGAAUGGGUUCCAUCUUCUCGAGAGCAAAAUUGGUCCUGGUGGAUGCGUCGGGCGACAACAUGAACUACGGUCUGUCUGGCCUCAGUCGGCCACGGUCAAGUCAAUUUGGACAUCGUAUAGAGGGCUUGCAGGUUAAUCCAAAUCUGCCAGGUAUUCGUUGGGCGAUGGAAACAGGGCCUCACGCUCAACGUGCAUGGACGUAUCAGGAGCUGGUACUCGCAACACGCAUUCUUGUAUUUGCUGAUACGCAAAUCUAUCUCAGGUGCCCGUCCGAAAGCAAAGACGAGCAAUCACUGGUGUAUGGAAAAAAGAAGCGGUCGCUCGUAUGGGGCAUAGACGAGCAAUCAAUCGUGCAUGACACCCCCAGACCAGGAACCCUGACUGUAGCACCCGAUAAUCUGACUUCUCGAGCGACUGCAUCGUCCGCGGUCGAACAAGCAGAGCACAAACGACGCAGGCUAUAUAGUGAUCAUCUCACCAACUAUAGUCACCGGGAGUUGAGUCAUCAAUUUGAUAAGAUCAAUGCGUUAACCGGCGUUCUCAAUACUUUCUACCCCGAAGGUACUCACUUUGGCUUGCCACUUCCCUCAUUCGAUAUGGCCCUACUAUGGAUACAUGAACCGAAGGACCAAUCGGGUUGCCUGGAACAUCAGGCAGAUAGUGCGGCAGACAUGCAGCAGUCGAACGUGGUCUUUCCGUCAUGGUCUUGGGCUUCGACACUCAAUGGGACAGUACGAAUGGCGACUGGCGCGUCAAUGUUUCAGGGAAGCCUUGUCGUGUGGUUCAAGAAAGUGAAUAGUCAUGAUUUCUUGACAACAACACUUGAACCGAUCAGACCACUGGAUGUCAGUCUUUGGUGGGAAAUACAGGCCUCGGCUGUAAAUGCUCGCCUAUCGUGCGCAAAUGCAUUACUGCUUGGGCUAAUCGAGUCGCCCGCGACGAAGCAAACAAAAGCCUGGGAGGGCCAUCCUUGGGGUCAACUCGAUGCUUUGUGUCGAGCGAAAUGGAAAGACUACGCAGAGUUCUGGGAUGACGUAUUUGGUCCCCUCUGUAACGGGACCAGCAUCGCAUUGGGCAAUGUACAGGCUGCUGGCCUUGGGGAUGGCGUGUUGAUAGCCAGAGCUCAGUGCGCCCUGCUGCAUGUUGAUAUUAAACACUGGAAACACGGUUCCUCCAGAGGUGGCGUCGAGCAGAAAGCGUACAUCGUGGACAACAACGGGUUGCAGGUUGGCCAUGGAGAGUCGCAUGGAGUGUGGCCCUUGUUACCGCACCUCAAGGAGGGAUUCGGUACGUUUACCUUCAUAGCUCUAUCCAUAUCGGCACAAUGGGUAGUUAGCAGUGAGACAGCCAGUGGCGACCACACGGGGUCCGCGGUUCGUUCUGUUGUUAACACGAUGAUUGCCAUCAAAAAGGACCAUUUGUUUCACCGAUUAGGGCUCGCGCAGGUGGCCGUGGACAAGUGGGCUGAAUUGAAAGCCCCCUUCGAAACGAUCUAUUUGGCCUAG